GAAAUUCCAGUGAUUCAGAAGAAGAAGACCGGAGUACCAGCAGCAUAGAAAACCAGGCCAUCCCAAACAGGGUGCCAGAUUCCAAAUUGCAUCCACCGCACAUCAAAAUAGAUAUCAUCAGGAGAGUGCAAGCCAAAAAUACGCAGCGCUAUAAAGUGGAAUAUGAUUCACAGAGUACGGAUACACUGAAUUUCUCUUCUGAAUCCAAACAAGAGACUGAAUACGGUCCCUGUCGUAGAGAAAUGGAAGACACUUUAAACCACCUAAAGAUCCUGAAUGUCUUGAGUCCCAGGGGCUUUCAUAUUCCAAACUGUGACAAGAAGGGGUUCUACAAGAAAAAGCAGUGUCGCCCAUCCAAAGGCCGAAAGAGAGGUUACUGCUGGUGCGUGGAUAAAUACGGACAGCCGCUUCCCGGUUACGACGGGAAGGGAAAAGGAGAUGUCCACUGCUAUAACUUGGAAAGCAAAUGAGGGCUG
This is a messenger RNA of Cariama cristata (Red-legged seriema), 476 nucleotides long. RefSeq names its product insulin-like growth factor binding protein 3 (gene IGFBP3). Gene Ontology annotation, biological process: regulation of insulin-like growth factor receptor signaling pathway. Gene Ontology annotation, cellular component: extracellular region. Gene Ontology annotation, molecular function: insulin-like growth factor II binding; insulin-like growth factor I binding; fibronectin binding. The transcript is spliced from 3 exons. The annotation marks the transcript as partial. Lineage: Eukaryota; Metazoa; Chordata; Aves; Cariamiformes; Cariamidae. The record is from RefSeq and is a predicted model, not a curated record.